Messenger RNA from Clonostachys solani, 966 nucleotides. Lineage: Eukaryota; Fungi; Ascomycota; Sordariomycetes; Hypocreales; Bionectriaceae. The record is from the annotation of a GenBank genome assembly.
AUGGAUAGCCUGCUAGAGCUGCUCCAGGACACAUCUUGCAGCCGGUUGGCCCUGCUGCAGGAAGAGUUGGAUACGCUGAGGCGUGAUGCGCUCUCGUAUCCAGAUGAUCUCCUUCCAACAACUAAAGCCAAGAGGUAUCCGGCCGGCCUAUUUUCCCACCCAAAACUAUUCGAGAUAUCAUGUGCCAUAUUGGAUCAGCUCAAGGGUCUUGCCAAGGGUGACAAGCCCAACGAUCCUUACACCACCGCCGCCGAGAAAGACCCUGCCGAGGCCAAGAGGAGGCUGUACACGUCCUUGAGAGCGUUGGAACUAUACGAGCAGUUUCUCCUGUGGCAACUUGACACCAGGCAUGUUGCAACGAGCAACAGGUAUUCAGGACUCACCGAGCAGCACCAGCAGUACCUCAGCAACCACAGGACCAAGGCUCAACACUUUCUAGAUCUGAGGGAGUUCUUGGGGCACGGGACCUCAUUCGAGGACGCAUGGAUAGCAGACCGCUCCUUGGCCAUCGCGACAAUGCACAAUGCUGGUGAUCAAUGCCGGGACCGCUCUCUAUACUUUCGCGCCGUAGAGAAGUGGGCAAGCAUUAAGAGUUUCAAACAGCCGCCGCGCCUCUUGCCAUCGCCCAACGAGCAGGACCCUUGGUCCACCUACGUGGAGUUUGUUUACUUCCACUCAUUGUGCCAAAAGAAAUCUGGCGAUAGAGUUAUCGCCAUGGAGGUGGAAAUGUCCAGGGAGUGGGUAGUCCUGGUGCGAGCAAAGCUGCUCCAACCCGAUGAUACGGCCCUCUCACUUGUGCGCCGCCUUGAGGUGCAGGAGGAUCUGCCGGAGGCAAGGGGAGCCCGUUUGUAUGAAAAGUUUGUUUCCUCGUGGGAGCGCCUCCGUCAAGCUACCGAGGUCGCUGAUUUUCAAUCCGCCAGUGCGUGCUGGGCUGAGGAUAUGAUGGACGAUUUUAAGCAUAGGUAG